This is a messenger RNA of Exophiala spinifera, 1914 nucleotides long. RefSeq lists its product as uncharacterized. The record is from RefSeq and is a predicted model, not a curated record. NCBI's taxonomy places the organism in Eukaryota, Fungi, Ascomycota, Eurotiomycetes, Chaetothyriales, Herpotrichiellaceae. Gene Ontology annotation, molecular function: O-methyltransferase activity; acyltransferase activity, transferring groups other than amino-acyl groups. The transcript is spliced from 7 exons. The coding region runs from base 1 to 1914 and encodes 637 amino acids.
AUGGCGGCACCAUCUCCUAGCUCUGUGAAUGAGCUUCGAAGAAUUCUUAGAUUGCUUUCAACAGCUGUUGAAACCCUGAUUGAUGACCGAGAUAGGGUUAAUCGAGAAGAGAUCGACGGCCAUGGAACACCCCAUAUUACUGGCUUACAAUCACGCACGCAAUACGACGCCGUCAAAGUCAUACGCUCGGCGGUGGGCUCGUUGGAGAGCCUGAUCGUUGAUCCAUAUAACGUCCUGCUGGACUUCUCUAUGUCUUAUUUGCAAUCUAGAGCAUUGCAUAUUGCUGCAGAGAAUGAUAUUGCUGCAAAACUCGCGGAAUCUGGCCCAGAAGGACUCUGCAGCAGCGAGCUUGCCCGAAUAACCGGUAUCCAAGAUGAAAAACUGCGUAGAAUCAUGCGGGUGUUGGUUUCGAAUCAUAUCUUUGCAGAGGUCAAGGACGAUCAUUUUGUGAACAACCACAUAUCGCAAGUUUUGGCAAAUGAUAUCGAAUUCCGGGCUUUGAUUGUCACAAGAGGCCAGAUUCAAUACGCAGCCAGCGACUUCCUUCCAAACGCUCUGUCCAAAGCUUCAAAACACGCUGCAGACAGGCCAAGCCCGAACGCAUUUCAGCUGGCAGCAAGAACAAAGUUGCCUUUCUUUGAAUGGCUACACCAAAUGCUACCGGAGCGUGACGUGGACUGGCGUUUUCCAAACCCCGAGCAGUAUCAACAAUACUACGUGGGGAGUGAACAUGUGAGCUCGAAUGAUGUUGUGAUAGCUCGUCCUGAGAAAGCGUUGUUCAACGUUGCAAUGGGGGGACUGGGCCAGACUCACGACCAGUGUUGCAUCGAAGGCUACCCGUGGCUUGAUUUGGCUGACAAAGCCACCAUCGUUGAUGUGGGAGGUGGAAUCGGAAUGUUCUGUAUGCGACUGCAUUCCGUGCAUCCAAAAUUCAACAUCGUGGUUCAAGACAAGGCACCUGUCAUAGAACACGCAGUCAGCGUAUGGAAAGACAAAUGUCCCGAUGCGAUCGCCUUGGGUACAGCAAAAUUGAUGGCUCAUGACUUCUUUCAAAGAAAUCCUGUCUACGGCAGAUAUAUACUGGCUACGACACAUCCUGCAGCUGCUAUACUGUCCAACAUCCGUGAAUCGAUGACCUCGAGCUCCUCGUUACUCAUUGCUGAGAUCUUGAUGGUCAGUACGCUGGGCAGUGACAAGGUUCGCGCAGCUCCUCAACCGCUCCUGGCUAAUUACGGUCGUGCUAUGAAUACCGCACUCGCCAUGGAUCUCAACAUGAUGACAAUGACCGAAGGAAAAGAAAGGAGUCCGGAAGAUUUCGACCAGAUUGUCCGAGCGUCUGGGCUUAGGAUUGCAUCCAAGGUCACCGUCCUCGGCGACGGGCAAGUAGAGAUUGCGACACCGCGUCUCCUCUUGCGCGCGGCCCGAGAAAAUGACGUCGACUCCUUGCACGAGGCGUUUUCGAAUCCGGAGGUCAUGAGGUACUGGAGCACUACUCCACACCCUUCAAAGACAGAAACUGUCGAGUGGCUAUCGAAGAUGAUAUCGUCGCCUCAGAACGGCGUCACGGACUUUGUGAUUGCUCUACCUACCAGUCAUGCCAUUGGCAAGAUCGGAGUCUGGCAAGACAGCGAAAUUGGUUUCCUUCUUUCACGACAAAGCUGGGGGAAGGGAUUUGCACGAGAAGCUAUGCUUGGGAUAUUGGAGUAUCUAUUCGUGGAUCGAGGCUUGGUGGAGAUCACGGCCGACAUAGAUCCACGAAAUCGUCGGAGUGUAUCGGUUCUCGAGAGUAUGGGAUUUGUGAAGACCGGAUUCAAGGAGAAGACAUGGGAAGUUGGCGGCGAGUGGGUUGAUAGCGUCUACUACGGCCUGGCAAGGACAGCAUGGGAGCAAAACAAAACUGUGUCUGGACGGUAG